GCCUCUGCUUCCUUGUCAGCGAGUCUGCCUCCUUAAUUGUCGAAAGGGUGCACAUAUCCAAUCUUGUGCCGUGCAGCAGAACCUUCUCUCGUCUCUGAGUGUGUUGUGUCCUAGCUCACCAGAAUCUCUCUCUCUCUCUCUCUCUCUCUCUCUCUCUCUCUCUCUCUCUCGUUCGUUUUCUGAAGUCUACGCAGUGCUCAGCCAGCACCAACGCACGUAGUGGAUAAAAGUAGAGGUCCUGCCUUGCCUUCGCUCUUUCUCUCUCUGGCGUGCUCAGCCAGCACCACCACACGGAGUGUAUAAAAGUAGAGGUCCUGCCUUGCCUUCACUCUUUCUCUCUCUGGCGUUCGUUUUCUGCAAGUCUACGCAGUGCUCAGCCAGCACCACCACACGUAGUGUAUAAAACUUGAGUUCCAACACCACCACACGUAGUGUAUAAAACUUGAGUUCCAACAAAAAAUAAAAACUAAGUUGAGCUCCUGAAUUGUCUUGUGCACCGGACUAGAACCGUCGGCCCCGUGCGUCUGCCCGAGAGUCAGAGACGCAGCGCACACAGACAAACACGGAGAAUCACGCACAGAAACACACGCACACAGAUAUGGCGGCGAUGGAGGUUGAGAGAGUUCGCUGUGCUACGACAGGUUAUGCAGGAGAGGAGGAGGCUCUUCCUCUUCCGAGGGAGCUGUCCGUUGAAGAUUUGCAAAAGGACGUGCUGUUAAGUUUGCUGCCGGAGAACGGAUCAUCGCCGAAAAUUCUCGAUCUCUUGACCGCGGCAGACAAGAGGGAAGAGAAUGGAGUAGCGGGGGGAUGGAGGCGGAAAGGGGAAGGGGAAGGGGAAGGGGGGAAAGGGCAAGGGGAAGCGGAAGUGUGUGAUGGGGCGAAGCCGCAGUCGAUAGCGGGCGCGAGGACGGACAACAACAGUCGGCGAUCCAUGCGGUGCAGGUCGCUGCCAAUCACAGAGCCAGAGGCAGAAGACGAAUACACAGGCGAGAAAGAGGCGUACAUGGCGGCCGUGCUGGCAAGGUUCAGGCACACUCUCGAGGAGCGCACCAGGAAUCAUUUGGGUUAUCCUUACAACCUAGAAUUUGAGUACGGAGCGCUGACUCAGCUGCAGUGUUUCUCGAUAAAUAAUCUGGGUGACCCUUUCAUUGAGAGCAACUAUGGUGUGCACUCACGUCAGUUUGAGGUUGGUGUACUCGACUGGUUCGCACGACUGUGGGAGUUGGAAAAGGAUGAAUACUGGGGCUACAUCACCAACUGUGGUACAGAAGGCAAUCUGCAUGGUAUUCUCGUUGGUCUUAGCUUGCAGCAAGGACUAGCAGGUACAACUGUGAAAGGCGCAGUGGAUGACCUGGACUGUGUCAUAGCUACCCUGGAGCGAUGCGGUUAUCCGCGUGAUCGCUUUUACAUCCACUGUGAUGGAGCUCUUUUUGGCCUCAUGAUACCCUUUGUCAAGAAGGCUGCAAAGGUAACCUUCAAAAAGCCAAUCGACAGCGUGAGUGUCUCUGGGCACAAAUUUGUGGGUUGCCCAAUGCCAUGCGGCAUCCAGAUGACAAGAAUGUGCCACAUCGAACGGCUCUCGCGCAAUGUAGAGUACCUGGCCUCAAGGGAUGCUACCAUUAUGGGCAGUCGAAACGGGCAUGCUCCAAUUUAUCUGUGGUAUACGCUCAAUCGCAAAGGAUACCAAGGCUUCAAGAAAGAGGUGGCGGAUUGCUUGAAGAAUGCACAGUUCCUUUACCUUCGGCUUCGAGAAGCGAAGUUCGGAGCCAUGCUGAACUCGUUGAGCAGCACUGUUGUCUUCGAGAGACCACAAGAAGAAGCAUUUGUUCGCAAGUGGCAGCUUGCUUGUCAGGGCAAAAUUGCUCAUGUUGUUGUCAUGCCAAGCGUCAAAGUGAACAAGCUAGAGGCAUUCGUCAGAGAGCUGUUGGCAAGCAGAAAGAAGUUCUUCCCCGACGGCGUGGUUGUUCCACCAUGCAUUGCAGAUGAGCUGGGUGCGGAUAACUGUGAAUGUCCUGACUGUCAUGUUGCUUGAGAGGGCUGAAACACGGCCAGCCAGGACAGCCAGGAAGCCUGCUGUUGAAGAAAGCCACAGCAACAGUGGCCUGUGUUACGCCUUUUUCUCGUGUGCCACUGAUGCGACUAAGAACGACGAAUCCGACAGCGUCCAGCGAUUGACAACGAACCAGGUUCUGAAUCCGAUGGUGCCCAGCGAGUCAGCGACCGACGAGCAAACAGUGUGUAUGGUUCACCUCAGGAGCUUUAUCUGUGAAACCUGGGAGUUAAUGAUCUGAGCAGCCUCAGUGAAGCCAGCAGGCUGCCAGAUGGUGGGCGUCAGAGCCUCGUCUGACAGCCUGCACAGUGGUAAUCGCAGGGGUCCAGAGACAAAGCCGCACUCUUCAACUUUUCUCAUCAAGGCAAUGGGAAGUUUUCUGUGACAAUAAUCAGAGCGUUCCAGCCUCCUGAUGAGUAGGUAGGUGAAUCUCCAAGGAAACCGUGUCAGAGCCCCUCGUCCGUUGUCGUCCUCUGCCUCUCUCCCUGCGGUUCAUCAGCCAUUUCUCCAUGACGACAAUACAUUUCUGUUUGACGAUAUAUAUAUUAAUAUAUACGAUAUAUAUAAUAUUAUAUAUAUAUAUAUAUAGAAUAUAUAUCGCCAAACCGAGUAUAUACAUUUUCUUCCACAGCACAAAUGAGCAGAUGCCAUUGGCAUGAUCCGAAGUUACCCUUGGUAAUCCUAGUUAUGUUUUUACCAUGGAUAUGUUUUUACUGUGGAUAUGUUUUUACCGUGGGGAUUCUUAGUUAUAAUUUUUUUACCAUCGGGAUUCUUCGGUAUGUUUUUCACCAUAUUGGUAUUGUAACUUGGUUAGUUAUGUUAGCGACGAACGUGUCAGCUGCACGUCGGGUGUAGUAGAGAGCAAGGGUACAACAUUUUACUUGCUUCAAGCAGAGGAUGCUUGUGGCCGCAUGCACGCUAUAGAUUGCCACAUGUGAAUUGCAAAUUCCGAAUGGAUAUGGCUGCCGCCAUCAUGGGUCUCUGGAGUGGAAUGGCUAUGGAUGGGGCUGUGCACUCAAGUGUGGCGCAAGUUUUGCAGUCCAGAACAGGGAAGGAGAACACAUUUUUGCAGUCAGUCAGAGAACUCUUGAGAAUUUAUGUACUACCUACUGGUAGUCUCUACUCUACCCAGUUCAAACCAGUUAGGAACUUUUGAACGAUAUCCCGCUCUGCACCUUCAAAGAAUUUAAAUUUUCUCUCAGUUGCGAUUUCAUAGUUGCAAUUCUCUCAACAGACUAAGUGCCGAAACGGAAAACGUUCAAAUGCAUGUUCCCACAGAAGAAAGUGGCAAGAUGCAUCUGUUCCUAUGAAUAGCAACAGAUGCAUCUGGCCACUUUUGGGGAAGAUGCACUAGUGCUUUUUUCAUUUCGACAGUGGUGUGGCGAGGCCCUAAGUGCCCGCCGCCGUAGCACCCCUUGUGCUUUUGAGUAGUUCGGCCCGUCGUCAGUCAGCAGUAGUCCGUCUGUCAGUCAGUCAGUCAUCAGUUGUGAGUAAAUUAUACCAAGAGUA
This is a messenger RNA of Chara braunii, 3559 nucleotides long. NCBI's taxonomy places the organism in Eukaryota, Viridiplantae, Streptophyta, Charophyceae, Charales, Characeae. The record is from the annotation of a GenBank genome assembly.